AUGGGAGAGAAAGGGUUGAACAAGGACCUCAAGCAGGUCAUGCAAAGACCGUUGGUGAAACAUUCUAUGAUGAACACGGACAUGCAAGCAGAGGUUGUCGACAUCAUUAUCGGCGCUAUUGACAAACACACGGACAGCAAGGGUCCCAACUUUGAGCUGGCAACGAAACUUAUCAAGGACACACUUGACCGCCAAUACGGGGCACCGUGGCACUGCGUGGUGGGCGAAGGAUUCUCCUUCGACGUUACAGCCCAGGAGGAAGCUCUUCUGCUUGUCUUUUACCAAGGUAAUCUGUCGAUUUUAACCUUCAAAUGCUGA
Neospora caninum is the source of this 318-nucleotide messenger RNA. RefSeq lists its product as hypothetical. The record is from RefSeq and is a predicted model, not a curated record. Bases 1 to 318 code for a protein of 105 amino acids. Gene Ontology annotation, biological process: microtubule-based process. Lineage: Eukaryota; Apicomplexa; Conoidasida; Eucoccidiorida; Sarcocystidae. Gene Ontology annotation, molecular function: dynein intermediate chain binding; dynein light intermediate chain binding. The transcript is spliced from 4 exons. Gene Ontology annotation, cellular component: dynein complex.